Molecule: messenger RNA, 5283 nt
Organism: Anguilla anguilla (European eel)
Lineage: Eukaryota; Metazoa; Chordata; Actinopteri; Anguilliformes; Anguillidae
Product: brain-enriched guanylate kinase-associated protein
Exons: 11
Coding region: 625-3636 (1003 amino acids)
Cellular component (GO): synapse
Source: RefSeq, a predicted model, not a curated record
GUUGCAGCCCCCCUGAAUGAUGGUUCCUUUGCACAGUCUGGUCACUACUUACUGCUGGCAUACACAGCAUGAGAACGACAAGGUUGACGUGUACACAGCUGCAGCUGACAGGCUUCCCGGCGGACUGCAUAUCUCACAUUUCCUUUCUGAAGCCAUGCCUGAUUUCUGUGAGGUCUUACUACACCGCUUGAUCGCUGGCAGCGCUAGUCUCGCCAAAGUGCACGUAGUCAGAGAUGACUCCUCACCUACCGAAAAGUACACUUUGCCACCAAAACCGGACGUCAGGAAACAUGCGCAGUGUAAACAGCUGGAUCUUAAAGUCCAAGUGUAAUUUCCGAUCGGAGCGGUAUGUCAGAACUCCAAAUGUGAGGCAAUCCAGCAGCGCCCUGUAGGCACAAGGGGAUACGACCUGAGGCCCGGUUUGGAUGGUGGCUGUUUUUAUUAUGCUUCCCUGAGGGCCUGUCUGCAUCAACAUUGUAAUGCAGUCCACAGAUUGAGAGACAACAGAGAGGUUAAAACUGCAGAGGGGACUGCUCAUCUGCUGGGUUGGGAACCAACAUCCAGGGCAAGUGUGGAUGGGAUGGGAGAGGAAAGACAUUAUAAAUCUGUCACGCCUAUUGAACCAUGGUUCAGUUGACAGUUGGAACGAUUGCCGACCGCACACCACCUCCCAGUCCCAAAAUGCCAAAUGGAUCAGCGAGGGCAGGCAGCGCGGUGACAGCUAAUGGCACCUCAACACUUCCCCGGCAGCUACAACCCAAAACAGCGAACAGCCGGCAAGAGCGUGGGUCCUGCUCCUCCACUUCAUCCUGCCCUGUAUGCUCUGAGGGCCAGAGCGACCCAGAGGAAGAGCCUCUGCCUUGCUACCCCUCCAGCCUCUCCUCUCCUAGCCUGCAGAGUUCCCUUCCCAACCUCCAAAGCUCUGUCCCCAGCCUCCGGAGCUCCAGCAGCACCCUCCGAAGCUCCAGUCCCAGCCCCCACAGUGCCAGCUCCAGCGAAGAUGACAGCAGCUGGGAUACUAACAGCUGGAGUUCGGGGGCCACCUGCUUGUUGCGCAGCUCCAUAAAGAAGCAUAGCGAAGAGGUCUUCCAGGCUCGUCUGGGCUCCGGCAGCAGGGGGGAGAUCGUUACUGGCUCUGAGGGCAGCCAUUUGAAUGGUGAUGGCAUCGAGGGGAGCUGCACUCGACCUGAGUGCCAGGAGGGGGCAGAAUGGGCACUGGGGAGGAGGGAUUCCUUGCAGAGCCUCUCCUCCAGCCAGGGUAUAGAUGCAGCAUCAGGUAAUUUAGACCAAAAGAUUGAAGACAAGCUCAAGUUCUCCCAGUUCCUGGAUGAGGUGACCUGCAGAGUGCUGGCCCCGGGCAGCCUCGAGGCCUUCGGCAUCCUCCGGCAGAAGGACCCUGCCUCCUUCUGGGAAGAAAGUCCCAGCACCUACAUCAGGGAGCCCAGGAGGAGCAGCGUGGUUGACUCCGUAUACCAGUGGACUAAGACCCUCCCGAGCUGCAAGAUUCUCGAUGCCAACGACAUCAUGAGGAACUCGCUGGAGGAGCGAGGUUCCCAGGAGUCACCAGGGAGAGCUUACCUGGAGACAGACAUCGACAGCGUGAGGUUGGAGGACGAACUGGAAUCAAACUCCUUCCGGGAGACAAGGAAAGAGAGCCUCAAAGAGAGGGAGAGGGGGAUGGAGAGGCGAGCCAAGCGGAUCACCCCAGAAAGGACGAGAUCACCAACCCCUCUCUUGAACUGGAGCAAAGACUUGCCCAAAUAUUCCUACAGGUCCACGUCUCUGCCCCGCAGCAUGAACAGCUUGGCCUGCGAUGGUGAAAUGCAUAACAUAAGCUCUCUACAGGAGCAGAAGGACGAUCUGCGCAAAAGACUGUCCUACACCACCCACAAGCUGGAGCUGCUGGAGACGGAGUUCGACUCGACGCGGCAGUACCUGGAGACGGAGCUGCGUCGGGCGCAGGAGGAGCUGGAGAAGUUCACCGACAAACUGCGCAGGAUACAGAACAGUUAUGCAGCUCUGCAGAGGAUCAAUCAGGACCUGGAAGAUAAAAUCCACAGGGCGUCUCAGCACCACGAUGAGGAGAAGAGAGCCCUGAGCCGAGAGAUCAUUGUGCUCAACAACCAUCUCAUGGAGGCCAAGAUUACCAUUGAGAAACUGCGAGAGGACAACGACCUGUACAGGAAGGACUGCAACCUAGCUGCCCAGCUGCUGCAGUGCAGCAAAUCCCACUACAGAGCCCACAAGCUGUCAGAGCUGCCAUCUGAUUUCAAGGAACGGCUCAGCAUGCACAUGGAGAAGCAUAGCUGCGGGGUCACCAUGGCUCUCUGUCACUCGCCCUACCCCGACUCUGUGCCUACCUCCGUCAUCGCCAAGGUGCUGGAGAAACCAGAGUCCGGCACCAGUUGCCCAGCCUCCCGCUCGCCGAGCCCUCAUCCCCAGGACCCAGAGUUCCUGGCCAACAGCAUGGGCAGCAGCGAGGGCCUUCACCGCCGCGCGGCCUACAAGUCCUCGGACCUGUACAGCAGCGACACAGCCCUGUACUGCCCGGAAGAGAGGCAGCGAGAGCGGCGGCAGAGCGCGGACCUGCAGGGGCCGGAGACGGGCGUCCUCCAGCCCCAGAACUCCACCGACAGCAACCCCGAGGAGGACGGCUUCCACCCCGGGUUCGCCCACCUUGAACCCUCCUUUGCCGAGUUUGCCGUCGGUUCCCUGCCGGCCUCCAGCUCCUACUCCAGCUUCAGCAUGGCCUCGGACGAGAAGGGCCACGCCCUCAGCAGCACCAUCUCCUCCUCACAGCAGGCCCUCUACAUGGACUGGCGGGACGGCGAGUAUGAGCGCAAGAGCACCUCCUCCUACGAAAAGGACAGCCCCAGCUUCCCCAAGUCAAGGAGCUUCCAGCAAGUGGCCCAAGGCCCGCAGAAUGGCAGCGCUCCAGCCUACGUUAGGACCGCGUCCUGCUUCAGUGAACCCUAUCACUCCCCACGCCUCACCUCCUCCCAUAGUGUGGGCUCUGCCCAGCCGUACGACGGUGGCCGCGGCAGCGUCCACAUCCCAGAGGAGGAGCUGAGCGGUCGCUGGAGGCAGCUGAGCGUGGAGGAUAUCAACGCAUACUCCUACCGAAACCUUGGCCGGGUUUCUCCCUACAGCUUCUCGGAGCAGCACUUCGCCGUGGGCCCGUCCAAGAUCAAGCUGGGCCCCCUCUACAGCAGCUUCCAGGAGGGGGACGACGUCUACCAUAGUGCCAUCCUGGACCAGUGCUUUGCGGCCUCUCCCAGCCCCAGCCCAGAGCACAGCCUGGGCCUGUGCAAGCAAGACAAGGGGCCCCUGUACCGGGCAAAGGAGGACAGCCAAGAGUCAGAGCGCAGUCUCUUCCACUCAGGAAGCUCCAAGGACAAGGAGAGCACCGCCGGCAGCAUGAAGAAGGAAUACGUGGACGUCAGCCCCAACAGCUCGGCCGAGUCCUUAAACCAAAGCCCCUUGGAGCCGUGCGACAUGCAACAUUACCAGCUAGAACGGCAGAGCCCCACCCACCAGAGGAAGAUGCCGACACAGUACCAAAAAUCUGGGAACACGGGCCUCUGUAGGAAGGACAGCCUCACCAAGGCGCAACUGUACGGCACCCUGCUCAACUGAGUGGCUCAGCCUUGAUGAAGGUCGUAGUUCUUUAGGCCUCUUCCGUGCCUGCUUUUAACCCAGGAGCAACCAAGAUUUGCUGCAGCUUGAGUUUCCAGUGCAGGUAGAUUUCAGAGGCGCUUCAAAUGUAACACAAGAGCUGCUUAAAAGCCAGUGUGAAUAACAUGUUUGAUACAAAAUGUAUCAAAAGUGCCAAGUCAAGAGAUGGAGGCCCAAUUUCUGCAGUUGCUGUUUUUAUUUUUUAGAUACUAUACUGUACUCAGUGGUUAGUAAGGCAAGUAUUAAUUCACUAAUCUUUAAGGCCAAAUGGCAUUUAUGAGAGGAGGCCUUUCAGCUGCUGAAAAUCAUAAAUUGAGUAUUGUUGGUUUAUAUCUCAUGCUGCUCAUUUAGAGAUCAAUGAACAUAACAUUUCUCCUUGAUUGUUGUGAAGAAAGGGUGUCAUUCUGAAAAAGCAAUAACACGGAGAGUGAUGAUGUUGGGAAUAGUGUGAAUGGAUUCCAAUUGCACUAUAAUGUAAUUGGCAAAGCUACAAACAAAGGCAGCUUUGGAAAUGACUGUUAUACUAAUUAUGUAUUUGCAUACAGUGCAUAUUAGGUGUUCGAAAGUCAGAUUUGUUGGCUCUAACAAAUUACAACAUGGUCACAAAAGAACUGUUGGGAAUUCUGACCUCCCACUGUCUUUCAGUUUCUCUCAGUAUGUAUACGUACAUUUGUAUGCCUCAUUUUGGUAGUUCAAUUGUGGGGCUUAGAAAGAAGCCUCUAUAAAUCACUGAUAAAAUUUGUUUGGCACAAUUUGGCUUUUAUAUCACAAAUUACCCUGGGCUGUGGUUAAGCCCUUUGUAAGCUUAACUUUGAUCCAAAACAAAAAUUAGCUGGCAGGUUUAGUCAACUCACUCCCACCAGACACCCCUGGUACAUUUUGCCUUAAUUCUUUUAGGUUGCUGGAGCUGUCGGUUUGGUGAAACCCCACAGUUGUGUAAAUAUGUGUUUAUAAUUCUGGGUAUACAGAGCGUUCUAGAUAGGCCAGGUCCUCCUUCAGCAUUGUGCAUUUCAGAGAGAGGAUCUGCAUGGGCCGCGUUGACCAAACCAGAAUUAGCCACUUGCUCCGACAAUUCCUUUUCACUGUGGUGUUAUUUUUUCUGCAAUGUCUUCCCCGUUAAACCUUGUCUUCACUUUCACGCCCACUUUAUUAUUGCCCUGCUGCCUUCAGCAGAAAAGAACUGCCACUGGUGCCGGUGAUGUCAUCAGCAGGUGACAAAGAGAGGUUCAAAUUGUGUGUAUGUUCUUCAAGGUAUUAGUUUUUUUUCCCCCCCAAAAAUACAUUUUUUACCCUGAAAAAAACAGGACUCAAAAACAGAAUCUUCUCAGUUGUGAUGCGAUCAACCUGAAGUCAAAACGUGGCAGGGGCAUUUACCUUUUUUUUUUGUAGAUAAAUACAAUUAAUAUUCUGUCCUUUUUUAAUUGUCCUCACACAUUAAAGUUCUUUAUGUUAACCCCAAUAAGUCACUGUCUUGUUCUACCUCAGAUCCAGUAACAUCUUUCCAUGAAACAAAGUCAGCUGUUUGUACUCCCAUUAUAAUGCAUGUUUCUAUAUUUUUGUUGUAUGUUUCUUUACAUAAUAAAGAACAAUGAUGGACUUAACACUAUG